Messenger RNA from Gamsiella multidivaricata, 774 nucleotides. RefSeq lists its product as uncharacterized. The record is from RefSeq and is a predicted model, not a curated record. The coding region runs from base 1 to 774 and encodes 257 amino acids. NCBI's taxonomy places the organism in Eukaryota, Fungi, Mortierellomycota, Mortierellomycetes, Mortierellales, Mortierellaceae. The transcript is spliced from 4 exons.
AUGCGUGUCUCUUCAGGUAUCGAUCCUAUUCUGGAGGAUCCACUUCAUAUGGUCAUGGACGAAUAUCAUGACUAUCACAAUCAUAACCACUACCACCGCUGGUCCUCGCCUUCGCACCUCGAUCACCCACAGCAACAACAGCACCCAUCUGGCGCGCAACUGUCGCUGCAGCAUUUAUAUAAACAAGGCAACAGCAUCAACUACGAGCUCUCUAGCGCUGCUGGAACUAUACAACGACCGAAAUCUAUCACUAAACAAAGGAGAGCAAAGGACAAGCCGGCCAAAAGUGACCGGGAGGAGGUGUGGCCACCGGAUAUUGCGAGUGCAUCUAUAGGGUCCUCCAGGGCAAGUGCAGCCAUCCGACCCGUACGAACUUCGUGCCCUCUCUGGCCGUCAUCCUUUGGAUUCUUCAUUCAAUACUUCAAAGAAGAAGCACAAUUGGAUACAGUAGACGACCCACAUGACAACGGAUAUAACGGUGCCAGUGAAAAGUUCACCAGUCUGUAUAGCCUGUACGAAAAGACUUCAUGUGCGUUCAUGUUCAUCAAAACUGAUAUGAAACUAGGCUUAAACUUGGAGGGCAGCUUUGAAAACAUUUGCCUCUUCACUUCGGACGAGCACCGAGCGCUGAGAUGUUCAACACUCAUCUACUCCUUUGAGGCCAAGGUUUUGGAGUCGACUGGGGUGAAGCAGACAGCACUCAUCAAUGGAGAAUUUGUACACAGUUUCGGAUUUGCCAACCAGUUCUUCGACUCAUUCCUCAGCCGUGUCUAA